AUGCAGGCCUACGGUGAGCUAGUUGAAGUUGAAGGGAAGGUGGAUUGGAAAGGAAGACCGGCCAUCAAAAGAACGCAUGGUGGAAGACUCGUUUCUUUGCUCAUACUCGCUACAUUUGCACUUGAGAACAUGUGCAGCUUACCACUUGCUGUGAAUUUGGUCACAUAUUUCAACAGUGUGAUGCACCUUAGUGUAGCUGAUGCCGCCAAUGCAGUUACAAAUUUCAUGGGCACCAGUUAUAUCCUCUCAAUAGGCGUGGCCUUCCUCGCAGAUGCGUACAUCGGCAGAUACAGGGCUGUUAUUCUAGCUGGAUGCUUGGAGUUCAUGGGGCUUUCAUUACUAACACUACAAGCUCACUUCCCGAAGCUUAAACCUCCACCAUGCAAUAUCUAUGACCUAACUUCUCGGUGUGAGAAGGUAGAUGGAAGCAAUACAGUACUUCUCUAUGCCGCUCUCUACUUGACAGCUGCUGGGACGGCCGGUGUCAAAGCCGCACUACCAUCGCACGGUGCAGAUCAGUUCGACGAGAAGGACCCAAAAGAAGCUACGCAGAUGUCUAGCUUCUUCAAUUGGCUCUUGUUAAGUGUAUGUAUUGGAGCUGCAGUUAGUCUCACAUUGAUAGUAUGGCUCCAGACUCAUAAGGGGUGGGAUUGGGGUUUUGGGGCGUCUACAAUCGCCAUGUUCUUUGGUGUGAUCAUCUUCGUUGCUGGAAUACCGUUUUUUCGGAUCCAUGUUAGCCAAGGAACCACUGUUUUCACUGAGAUCUUCCAGGUUUAUGUUGCAGCCAUUCGAAACAGAAAUCUCCGUCUCCCGGAGAACCCUGAGGAGCUCUAUGAGAUUGAAAGAGACAAAGAAUCCGGAAUUGAAGUGGAAUUACUACCCCAUAGGGACAUUUUCAGGUUCCUAGACAAAGCAGCAAUCCAAACCACAAACGUAGAAUUCAAUUCAUCCAAGCCACAAGUUCCGAGCCCAUGGAAGCUAUGCACGGUCACCCAAGUAGAAAAUGCAAAGAUCAUAUUCGGUAUGAUACCCAUCUUUUGUAGCACCUUCAUCAUGAGCACAUGCCUUGCACAGCUCCAAACCUUCUCAAUCCAACAAGGCUCCACCAUGGACGCUCGCAUAGCUGGCAACUUCAAAAUCCCACCGGCAUCUCUCCCCAUUCUCCCAGUUAUCUUCAUGAUCAUCAUCAUCCCCGUCUACGAUCAGCUGCUCGUCCCCUUCAUUCGCAAGUUCACAGGCCACACCACUGGCAUCACUCACCUUCAACGCAUCGGCGUUGGCCUCGUCCUCUCAUCCAUUUCAAUGGGUGUGGCUGCGAUCAUGGAAGUGAAACGGAAGCGGAUAGCUGAGCAACACAAGAUGCUGGAUGCCAUGCCCAUCCUCGAACCACUGCCCAUCUCCACCUUUUGGCUGUCCUUCCAGUUCUUCAUAUUCGGGAUCGCCGACAUGUUUACAUAUGUUGGACUGCUUGAAUUCUUCUACUCUGAGGCCCCAAAGGCGUUGAAAUCCAUGUCCACUUGCUUUCUUUGGAGUUCUAUGGCAGUUGGCUACUUCUUCAGCACCAUACUGGUGGAGAUUGUGAACAGUGCCACCAAAGGGUCCACCAAAAGUCGGGGUUGGUUGGGUGGAAAUAACCUGAAUAGAAACCAUUUGAAUCUAUUCUACUGGUUGCUUUCCAUACUCAGCUUAAUCAACUUCUUUAAUUACUUAUUUUGGGCUAGGUGGUACAAGUACCGGCCUCAGCCACCUAUUGUUAGUAAUGUGACUGGGAAAGUUGUUGAUUUGAAUGGAAAUCAUGAAUUGAAAGAUUAG
Molecule: messenger RNA, 1812 nt
Organism: Magnolia sinica
Lineage: Eukaryota; Viridiplantae; Streptophyta; Magnoliopsida; Magnoliales; Magnoliaceae
Product: protein NRT1/ PTR FAMILY 4.5-like
Exons: 5
Coding region: 1-1812 (603 amino acids)
Biological process (GO): transmembrane transport
Cellular component (GO): membrane
Molecular function (GO): transmembrane transporter activity
Source: RefSeq, a predicted model, not a curated record